Anthonomus grandis grandis is the source of this 3007-nucleotide messenger RNA. Its product is annotated as zinc finger protein 675-like. The record is from RefSeq and is a predicted model, not a curated record. Lineage: Eukaryota; Metazoa; Arthropoda; Insecta; Coleoptera; Curculionidae. The transcript is spliced from 13 exons. Gene Ontology annotation, biological process: negative regulation of transcription by RNA polymerase II; regulation of immune system process; regulation of cytokine production. The coding region runs from base 277 to 2745 and encodes 822 amino acids. Gene Ontology annotation, molecular function: RNA polymerase II cis-regulatory region sequence-specific DNA binding; DNA-binding transcription factor activity; protein binding.
GUUUAUUUAUAGAGAAAUAUAAAUUUAUAAUUAAGAAAAAAAUGUAAUACUUUUUCUAGUGAUGUUGGAUUAGACAUUAACCAUCCAGAAGUUUGAACACGAAUAAUACUACUAUCUGACCUUAAAACUUAAUAGAAAUAUUAUUCUACAAAGUAUAUUUAAUCUUAUAAGAUUAUUAUAUGCAUAUAAAAGUUGUGGAUAUGGAUAUGCCCAAAGAACAUUAACUAAAUUGAUUCUUAUAAGAAAUGUUGUGGUGGCAGUUCUUUUACCAAUAAGAUGAUUAUAAUGGAAGAUAACCGAUCAAUGACCUUUCACUCUUCCGAAUUGUCAUCAACUAUGUUUCACAAACUGUAUGAACAGAAAAGAACCAACCGCUUUUGUGAUGUGACUCUCUAUGUUAAUAACAAGAUCCUAAAAGCUCAUCGUAAUGUUUUAGCAUCUAGCUCUCCAUACUUUGAUUCAAUUUUGAAGCACCAUAAGGUCGUUAAAGAGCAGCUCACUGUGAACUGUUUAGAUAGUGAAAUAUUUACCAAUUUAUUAAACUACAUGUAUACUGGAGAAAUAACUAUAAAACAUGCGAAUGUAGAAGAAUUGCUAAAACUUGCUGACCAUUUUAUACUCACGAAAGUAAUAGAGUAUUGUAUUGAGUUUUUAGGAACAAAAUUAAGCCUAGAUAAUUGUUUGUUUACAUACUUCUUAACACAAAGGUUUAAACUAAGGCAUUUAGGAAAUAUUGUUGAGAACUGGAUAUCUAGUCAUAUUGAUAGUGUAUGUGAAGGAGAGGAAAUUGGAAGAUUGAGCUCAAAGGAGUUACAGGAUUUUUUUAGAAAUAAGAACUUUAUACUAACAACUCAAAAAGCCCUUGUGCUGCUUUCAAAAUGGAUGUUACUUGACUUAGAAAGGAGGGAAAAGUAUUUUGAUAAACUAGUCAGAUGUUUUUAUACUAAUAACUUUGAACCAGCAGAAGUUUUUAAACAUUUGGAUACUUGCAUUUUGUAUACUAAGAGUGAAAUAUGUUUGUUUAGAUUUUUGGAUUACUUGGCCCAAAAUAAUUGGACUUUAUCAAGCUUUAAGACCAGAUAUGAAGUCUUGCAGGCUAAAUACGGACAGAUUAAUGAUUCCAAACAUCCAGAACCGGAAAACAUGAAACCAGAUAGGAUUAUUGUAUCAGAAAAAUGUGAAAAUAACGUUAAUCAAAAUAUACUAAACUCUAUUAAGGUGAAGGCUAGGCUGAAGGAUCAAAAAAGACUGAUUUUGAAAAAACUGAUGCUGUUUGGGCUGAAGCCUAGCCUAAGAAUGGCUGCUUUAAAAAUGUUAACGUGUCGAAAACAACGAAUAAUACUUAGUGACAAUGAGAAAGAAGAGUCUGAAGAUAAUGAUGACAACGACGAGAAGGUUGGCAUCAAAUGUCCAAUAUGUUUUGCCACCAUUAAUGAUAGUUUACUGCUGGAGCAGCACCUUGCUUUAAGCCAUGCGAAAGAUGUGACGUACAAGUGUGGUAUUUGUUCUUUUGUUUGCCAGUAUCAUGGAGAUUACCUAAACCACAUGAAAACACAUUUUACUGGUCCUCCAUUUAAAUGUGAUUAUUGUGAAUUUGGUACCGAUCAAAUUUCAAAGUUAAUUACUCAUAGAGCACAGCACCUGGAUGAAUCAAUAUAUCAGUGCACCUUUUGUUCCUUUAAGUGUCGACAAAAGCAAAACUAUAUUAGCCAUAUGAAAAUCCAUACUCCUGAUAAAACAUAUAAGUGCGAACAUUGCUCAAAGGCUUUUAGAUUUAAGCAGAAUCUAGAAGCACAUCACCUCACUCACUCUAUGGAAAAAAAUUUAAGUUGUGAUACUUGUGGAUUUCACACAAAAUUUCUUAGUAACAUGGUGGCGCACAAACGCAUCCAUUCCGGUAUUAAAACAGGUGAAAUGUUCCGAUGUUCAUACCCCCACUGUAAAUAUUCUACCUCAAAAAAGAACCAACUGGCCGUUCAUUCAAAAACGCAUAAUAGUGGUAGUAGCGCAGGUGGAGCUAGACCUCACGCGUGCUCUGUUUGUGGACGAGGAUUUAUGGAAAAGUCACAUCUUGUUAGACAUGAAAGAAUACAUUUAGAAGAAAAACCUUUUAAAUGUUCUAAUUGCGAUUAUGCAAGUUCUAGAAGAGAUAAGUUAAAAGAACACUUCACUAGACAUCAUGGUGAAAAUGCUUCAGCUAAGGUUCCUUAUAAAGCAAGACCUCUGAGAAAUGGAACUUCUGCAACUUCAAAUACAUCUAGAUCCAAGAGUCAAUCUUCCCAAGAAAGUGCUCCUGCUAUUAUUACAUCGGGCACGACCAACAGUAACACAGUCAAUUUUACACAGACUCCUAGUAGUUCAACAAAUCCAACUCCAACAGUAACUGGUUCGGAAAUUCAGGACUUGGUGCAUCACCAGAAUCAAACGACUUCAAGUGCAGGCCUCAAUGGUGUGGCAUAUCAGCAUCACUUUACAGAACAUGCCGCAGAAUUUCAUCAUGCCCAUACACACGCCCAUAACAUUCACAACCAGCUACUUGCUACAUCGGCUGCCGCAGCUGUGGUAAGCCAUAACCAAAGAUCAGCUGCCGUUGCUAGCGCGACACAUAAUAAUAACCAUGUGAUGUUGGCGCGAUCUAAUCAUUCGACGGCUACAUCUACCGCAGCUGCUGUAGCGGCUGCUAUGAUGUUGGAUCCUAGAUUUCAUCACAAUACACCGAUGACGCAAGUAACAUGUUAUUUAUAAAUCGUUAGUUCGUCCACCGUUGGCUGUAGCGCCACUGUGGAAAACAGGCAAAUAACACAAUGGACAUUCGACACACUCCCGAAGCUUCCCCCGAAGCGACUCCGCGAGCGCCCGAACAGGGUGACCUCGACACAUAACACACCGCUCGGAAAUACUCGAUUAUGUUGAGACGAGAGAGACAACAAAUCGGAAAUCACUUACCAGAAUACGUACCGAAAAAACCUUUCGAGACACUGAAUUAUCGGGGUUCCCAGCGCUAUUA